This is a messenger RNA of Brienomyrus brachyistius, 880 nucleotides long. RefSeq names its product leucine rich repeat containing 51 (gene lrrc51). The record is from RefSeq and is a predicted model, not a curated record. NCBI's taxonomy places the organism in Eukaryota, Metazoa, Chordata, Actinopteri, Osteoglossiformes, Mormyridae. The transcript has 5 exons. Bases 235 to 771 code for a protein of 178 amino acids. Gene Ontology annotation, molecular function: protein binding.
CUAAUACGAUAAUAUAUUUUUAUUCUAUAAUGUUACAUGAUUAUAAUUUCGGUUAUUUAUGGAAGAAGGACCGAAUAACGUACAGGAUGUUUUGUUGUUAAUUAACGACGUUCUUCUGAAACAACUUUGUGCGACUGUAAAAACUUCACUACAAUUCCCAUAAUUCCAAAUAUCACCUUGGGAACCGUUUGUUGUGGCUCGCAGAUACUGUAUAAGGUGUUCCAAUUCAGGAAAAUGUGCGAAGCACCAGUGGACCUGUCAUUCAAAUGUAUUAGGUCUAUAGCAGAUGUGCUGCAUAAAGAACCGAAUGAAGGUUUGCGACCCUUGAAGCGUAAUGCCGAGAACAAAUUCUGCAGUCAAGCUUUGAGACUAAACAAUAAUUUAAUCUCAGAUUUAGCUGGGUUUACUCUCACCAUCGGCUCCCUUCUUAGCGAUCCCUCUCAUCUAGCUUGGCUCGACUUGUCCUUCAAUUGCAUAUCUCGAAUUGAUAAAGCAUUGACUGAGCUACCUGAACUGAGGGUCUUGUACCUGCAUGGCAACCACAUUUGCAAGCUCUCUGAAGUGGACAAGCUAGGGGCGCUGACUUACCUCCACACACUGACACUGCAUGGAAACUCAGCCGAGAAUGAGAAGACUUACAGAGAUUAUGUGAUUUCAGUGCUGCCACAUCUGAAGUCUAUGGAUUUCAGUGCAGUGACCAGGCAGGAAAGGAUUAUGUCUCAGAUCUGGCAUAAAAAAAUCACCCUGGGCAAGACUACCAAGAAAAGCUGAGGCAGAAGCUGUGCAGUUUUUAACCGUAGAUGACCUUUCAUUGCAAGCUUAACCGGAGGGGCAGCUUGUGUUCAGUCAUGUGACUAAUAAAGACCUAAAGUCAAUACAG